This is a messenger RNA of Loxodonta africana (African savanna elephant), 589 nucleotides long. RefSeq names its product A-kinase anchor inhibitor 1 (gene AKAIN1). The record is from RefSeq and is a predicted model, not a curated record. Bases 1 to 399 code for a protein of 132 amino acids. The transcript has a single exon. Lineage: Eukaryota; Metazoa; Chordata; Mammalia; Proboscidea; Elephantidae.
AUGUUAACCUGGGCACAUUACUGGGAUGAACAAAGGACAGACAAAAGCACUGUGUUCUGUGGAGUGCUCCUCACAGUUUACCUGGGCCACUAUAGAUGUUCUUAUACUUUUACCCUUCCCUCCCACUGUAUUCCCCUACCCCUCCCUGUUACUGUUUCUGAAAUUAAUGUCUCUUCUUUCAUGUACGUUUCCUAUUUUUCACUAGGUGAGAAAGCUGGAAAUGAGCCUGAAGAGGUGAAGCUGCAGAAUGCCAGCAAACAGAUCGUGCAGAAUGCCAUCCUGCAAGCUGUGCAGCAAGUCUCCCGGGAGAGUCGGCAGAAGGAAGACAGAACCGGGGACAACCAGAGCAGCUUCCAGCUGGGUGUGGGGGAAUUGACCAAGAAGCAUGAGAAGAAGUAACAUUGUGAAUUUGGUUCUUGUCAUGUGCUUGGUUUCUAGCCUUCCUCUUAGUGUAGGAUACAUUGCCAAAAUGUUGCCAAUAAUGCAAACCAAAGUGCCACCGGCACCUAGCAGUAGAAUGAAUCCGCACUAGUCCUUGGCUGAGAAGCACUGUGUUGAGGAAGUGCUUUAGAUGAUUCUGUUGAUGUUA